Anolis carolinensis (green anole) is the source of this 3395-nucleotide messenger RNA. Its product is annotated as zinc finger protein 383. NCBI's taxonomy places the organism in Eukaryota, Metazoa, Chordata, Lepidosauria, Squamata, Anolidae. The coding region runs from base 159 to 2399 and encodes 746 amino acids. The transcript has 5 exons. The record is from RefSeq and is a predicted model, not a curated record. Gene Ontology annotation, biological process: regulation of DNA-templated transcription.
AAUAACAGGAAGGGGCGUGUCUUGCGAGGGCGAGGCCCCUCCCACCUCCGCGAAAAAGCAGCCUGGACCCAGGAAAGGGGCGUCAGGCCUGGACAGUGGGGGAGCUGGCCCUGUUCCCCCCUCCUUGAACAAUGGCCUUUGCUUCGUGACAUAAUUGGAUGAAGAAGGAAAGAGGUUCUUCAGGCCAAAAAGAGCCCAGAGUGAAGAUGGAAGAAGCAAACCAGAUCAGUCCUGAAGGAAGAAGAGAGCCCAUUGAAGUGUGGGGCAGGAGAAGUGUUGGAUUCUGGGGGAGAACGGGGCAGGAUGCUCUAGAUGAGAAGGCAUUCAGUUCAGAUGUUCUGUGCCAACUCUUCCGGCGUGUCCGUUUCCAGAAGAACAAGGGGCCACGAGCACUUUGCAGCCAACUCCAUAAACUCUGCUGUCAGUGGCUGAAACCAGAGCAACACUCCAAGGCGGAGAUGCUGGACUUGGUGAUCCUGGAGCAGUUUCUGGCUGUCCUUCCUACGGAGAUGGAGCGCUGGGUGAGGGAAUGUGGGGCAGAGACCAGUUCCCAGGCGGUGGCUUUGGCUGAAGGCUUCCUCCUGAGUCAGGCAGAAGAGGAGAAGACGCUUCAGGAAGAGCAGCAGGAGAGUGAUGUUCUUCAGGCCCAGGAGGUUCCUCCAUAUACCAUCAGAAGCUUCCCUUCCAGAUGGAUCAAACUGGAGAAGGACAUGGGAGCUGCUCCACUAGGAAAUGAGCCAAGGAUGCUGGGAAGAUGUUCAUCUCUUUGUGGUGCAGGAGAAAUGGCUUCUGUGGAACAAAAUCAGGUGACUUUUGAAGAUGUGGGUGUAAAUUUCCAUGAUGCUGAAUGGGCUCUGCUGGAUCCGGGUCAACGGGCCCUGCACUGGGAGGUCAUGGAGGAGAAUUAUAAGAUGAUUGUUUCUUUUGGUGGUGAUGGGCAGGAAAGUGAAAAUGGACAAGUGCCAUGUGACGCGUUGCUGCAAACAGAGAAAUGUGAAGAGCAGGAAGAAGAGAGCAUGAGAAAGGAAGCAGAAGAAGUUAGAGGGGACCACUGCCCUGCUGAUACUUCGGAAUUGCCAAUCCAAGAGUUAACAGACAAAAGCAGGGAGUUUGGGAACUGCCUUGUCAAUGAAAAUGACUGCUUCAAUCAGGCAACAUACCUGAUUGAUCAUAUCACAGACCAUAUAGAACAAGCACAACCUAAAUUCCAUAAAUCGGAAGAAAAUUUUGGAUUUAGGAUACACCUUACUAGCAAUGAAGAAUAUGAUAAUACUAAGACUAUUAAGAAUAAUAAUCCAUAUAAAUGCCUGGAAUGUGGAAAAAGCUUCAAUCAUAAUGGAGCCCUCACUAGACACCAAAAAACCCACAUGGCAGACAAACCAUAUAAAUGCCUGGAGUGUGGAAAAGGCUUUAUUGAUAAGACGAGUCUCGUAGGUCAUGAAAUGAAUCACAGAGGAGAGAAGCCCUAUAAAUGCCUGCAAUGUGGGAAGAGUUUCAGCUACAAAUCAGUCCUUAAAAAUCACCAGGAUAGGCAUACAGAAGAUAAACCAUUCAAAUGUAUGGAUUGUGGGAAAAGCUUCCAUCAUAACGGAGCCCUCACUAGACACCAGAAAACCCACACAGGAGAAAAACCAUAUAAAUGUCUGGAGUGUGGAAAAGGCUUUAUUGACAAGACAAGCCUCGUGGGGCAUGAAAUGAAUCACAGAGGAGAGAAACCCUAUAAAUGCCUGCAGUGUGGGAAGAGUUUUAGCUUCAAAUCGGUCCUUAAAAAUCAUCAGGAUAGGCAUACAGAAGAGAAACCAUACAAAUGUCUGGACUGUGGGAAAAGCUUUCAUCAUAACGGAGACCUUAGUAGACACAAAAAAACCCACAUAGGAGAAAAACCAUAUAAAUGCCUGGAGUGUGGAAAAUGUUUUACUGAAAAGAGAAGUCUCAUAGGGCAUGGAAUGAUUCACAGAGGAGAGAAGCCCUAUCAGUGCCUGGAGUGUGGGAAGAGUUUCAGCUACAAAUCAGGCCUCAAGAGUCACCAGAGUAGUCAUACAGAAGAGAAAUCAUACACAUGUCUUGAGUGUGGAAAGAGUUUCAGUCAAGGAAUACUCCUCAAGAGGCACCAAAAAACCCACACGGGGGAGAAGCCAUAUAAAUGCCUGGAGUGUGGUAAAGGUUUUAGUCAGAAGAGAAGUCUCAUAGGGCAUGAAAUGAAUCACAGAGGAGAGAAGCCCUAUAAAUUCCAGGAGAAUCAUAUAGAAGAGAAAUCUUACACAUAUCUUUUUGGAGAUUUGACAGAGGCCAUUCCAUGUGCUGAUUCUUCCAUAGAGACCUGCACAUUCCCUGAUGACAACCUCAGUGGCACCUCUCCUUGUUCUGAUACUGGAGAGACCCUCAAGUUGAUUCUGUAGCUCCAAACUUACAGAAAUAUUCCUGGUCUACCUUCUGUGUUUGCGGAGUAGCCUCCUCUUCAGAGAGAUCCCAUGUGUGUUUCACCUGCAAGGCAGUGUGUUUUGCUGAAUCCAAGGCAAUCCUCCCUAAUAUGUUGGGUACCUGGAUCUCAACACACUGAACCUUCUCUUCCAAGAGAGCUACUAUCUAACUUGCACUUGCUGCAAGUAUAGAUAUCUGUAUUCUCAUGGAAUCACCUGCAUGAGUUCCAUCACAUUCCAAUUCUAAGAGAAUUGAUGAGAAUUAGGUAGAGAAAGGAACAGAAAUCUGGGCCUCUUCCGCACGUUUCCCUGCCAAAUAUCUCCACAAAUAUCAUAGUUUGUCUCGCCUGUUUAUCUCAUCCUGAAUGCCGAGCUUCAGGAACUUGUAGCAGGAAGUGUAGCAGGAAUUCCAAUAAGAGAUCAACCUCACAUGGCGCCAAAAAAAAAAAAAAACCAUCACAGGAGAGAAGCCAUAUAAAUGCAUGGAGUGUGUAGUAAAGUCUUUGCUGACAGGAGAAGUCUCAUUGGGCAUGAAGAAUCAGAGGAAUUAAACCAUAUAUGCCUGGAGUGUAGUAAGAAUAAUAUUGAUAUCAAAAUUCUCACACUAGUGCCAAGAUUAUGGUUUUUGAAUAGCUUCCAAUGGACACCUGUAUUCACAAAAUGAAGAAAACACAUGGACAAAAAAACCCCUGUAUUCUUUGUAUAAAUUUCCCCCUAUUUACUGUUGAUCCAAGGUAUCUUGGGUAUUUUUUUUUUACACACUUUAGAGAAAAACCUAGCAGGUUCAGCUUAAUACAGGCCUUGUGAUACUCUUGAUGCUUCACCGACUGAUAUGAUGUGGUAUCCACACCUCCCCCCCCUUUCAACUGCAUGUUCUUAUGUUUUGUGCUUGUUUUUGAAAGGUGACUGAAUUUUUUGCAGUUUCUUUUACAGUUUUGUAGAUUUUGACAGACAAAUAAAGUUUUCAUGUGGCCA